Messenger RNA from Penicillium robsamsonii, 627 nucleotides. RefSeq lists its product as uncharacterized. The transcript has a single exon. The record is from RefSeq and is a predicted model, not a curated record. Bases 1 to 627 code for a protein of 208 amino acids. Lineage: Eukaryota; Fungi; Ascomycota; Eurotiomycetes; Eurotiales; Aspergillaceae.
AUGGAGCAUACAAAAGACGUCUAUAACCGCUUCCUGCCAGCAAGUGACGAGAAGCCGCCGAUUCCUCCACUUUGCCGCUGUAAUUCGCUAGGUACGGCAGGGUUUCCAUGCAUUCAUCUCAUCAUACAGUACGAAGUGGAGAACAAGAGCUUUGAGCCUGAGUUAUUCCAUCAACACUGGCAUUUAUACAGUGUCUCUGCGCCUCCUAUUAACCCGCUACUCCUACUCCAGGAUCCUCUCCAAGUACGCCGGCGAGGACGCCCCCAAGGCGCUAGGAACUUCAUCGGCGGCGAAAGCACCCAAGCAAGCACCCAAGACACCUCCACCCAGCGAGAACCCUCCGGCUUCGAGCUCAUGCUAUCCCAGGAAGGUGGACGUGGACGUGGCCGUGGACGUGGCCGUGGCCGUGGCCGUGGCCGUGGACGUGGACGUGGAGGAACACAACAAGCCUCGCAGGGUGAUAACGGAGUGGGAAUAGCUUCGUCUACGGCCCAGGAAGCCCGUACGGCAUCGCCGGCGAGCAUUCCUCCUUCAUCUCAAGGGUCGGGAAUAGCUUCACCGGUCGCUCAGGACGCGAAUCGCCGGUCGGGCCGGAUCAGGAAGCGGCCAAAGCAUUACGAAUGGUAA